Messenger RNA from Brassica napus (rape), 791 nucleotides. RefSeq lists its product as uncharacterized. The transcript has 2 exons. The record is from RefSeq and is a predicted model, not a curated record. NCBI's taxonomy places the organism in Eukaryota, Viridiplantae, Streptophyta, Magnoliopsida, Brassicales, Brassicaceae. The coding region runs from base 260 to 595 and encodes 111 amino acids.
UGUCACGUGGAGGAGAUGACCAAAGAGAGGCAUGGGUCUGGCCAUAAUCUUUACAUUGGAAGAUGUGAGUGUGGAUUCUCUCCCACUCCAAUAUUAUUUUAUUUUUUUGUAUGUUAAAUUCCAUUCACAUUUGAUGAUUGAUGCGUGUAUAUAAAUGGAGUAAUGCAACUCUCACAAGUCAUAAUACACUCACACACACUAUAUUGUAUAUUUGUAUCUAUUAACACAUUAUUGUAAGAGAUCAUAUAUAGAGAUUGACAUGGCAACUUCCGCCUUCUCGUCUCGUGGUGCACAAACGAUGAACACCAUGCUCGUCAAACCGAUGCUUAGGAAAUCUAUCCACAAGAAGACUGCAUCGCACGACAUAGUAAGGGAGGCGAUGAAGACUGAUGGCGCCAGCGUCGGAGAGGCUGAGAUCAAGACGAUGAGAAGUUUCAACGUCGCCAGAGAGACGACAUCGUUUUCAGAGAGUAGUUGGGUCCCACAUGAAGCCACGGGAAUAUACUAUCCAAAGGGACAAGAGAAGGUCAUGCAAGAUGUGCCUCCUCCUCCAGCUGGUAGCCAUGUGUACGAUCUCGUUAACUGGUUCUCUUGAUCCACACUCUCCUUUCAUCUCGAUCUCAUCAUGAUCACAAUAUUGUUCUCUAUAUCUAAGUUCAAUAUUGUUGUAAGGGGAACUAACUUUACUGUUCUGUGCUGUAUCAUACAUAUCUGUGUGUAAUUAUAAGUGGAUAUGUAUGUAUAUGCUCAUAUAAUCAAUGAUAAUGAAUAAUGAUGAUGGUAUGAAUUAA